Drosophila ananassae is the source of this 2614-nucleotide messenger RNA. RefSeq names its product serine/arginine repetitive matrix protein 1. NCBI's taxonomy places the organism in Eukaryota, Metazoa, Arthropoda, Insecta, Diptera, Drosophilidae. The transcript has a single exon. The record is from RefSeq and is a predicted model, not a curated record. Bases 408 to 2435 code for a protein of 675 amino acids.
ACUGCCUUUUCAAACAACUUUCGAUUAGACACUUUGUAACCUAUAUUUUUUAAGUGCCUUGAGCAUUUCUUGGUAAGCUUCCGGUAAACGCAAGGUUUUCACUUUUACAACACACUUCCAGAUCAUAAGGCAGAAAACCCGAAAAAAACACACCCCACAAAAAUAAAAAAAAAAUCUCAAAUUGGCCAAGCAAAAUUACGAAAAAAGGACGAUUAUCAAAAUAGGCUCGCAGCGAACACCUCCCGUUGGCUUCCCUUUUGGCUAGACCAAAUUGCUCGUUACCCUUUCGGAGACCACCGUCAAUAGGAACCACACAGCUACAGUACGACUGCUACAACCACCCCCACCCCUACUUCCACUCCCACUCCCAGUGUACCCCAUAGUACCUGCUCCUUGGAGGCCCUGGCAUGCAGCAGAACAUCUGGAGCUCCCCGCAGGUGGGCGGAUCCGGCGGGGCGCUGAAGGCCCUGGCCCGGAAUGUGGCCAACCACCUGAAGCUCAACCGCACCGCCAUGAAGCGGGUCGUGGCCCAGGUGGUGGCCGAGCACCACAGCCUGGGCGAGGUGGCCGACUACAAGGGCCACAUGUACUUCGCCAAGCCCGACCGCCUCAACUUCACCGAGCUGAUCGCCCAGUCCAAGGAGGCCUUCGACGACCUGCUGCUCCACGAGCCGCGUCUGGUGAAGAGGAUCCAGGCGCAGCCCCAGGUCAUGGGGAGUCCGAGGCCCAAGUUCCAGCGCCUGAAGUCCCCGUCGCGCCAGCGGGCGUCCGUCAAGGCCUCCGUCAAGGCCUCCGUCAAGGCCGCCCGCUCGCGGAUCCUGAAGAUGGCCAAGUCCCAGCUGAUGUGCGGCAGCAAGGUGGCGCCCCCGCCCCGGAAACAGUGCUCCCCGUCCCCGAAGAAGCGAAGGAGCCGCUCGGGCAUGAGGCUCCACCGCAAGAAGAGCUCCACCACGGAGUUCCAGCUGGAGGACGCCGGGACCGUGCGCAGCCUGAACGGGGUCAUCAUCGAGGACAACCACCUGCCGCAGGUCGGCGAGCACCGGGAGAUCCUCCUGCACGUCCCCCAGGCUGCGGGCCCCGCCAAGAAACUACGCCGCCGUGGACGGCGCACCAGUAAGCUCCACGUGUCCCAGCAGGACCUCGGCAAAGCGCCGUCGAUGGAAGCCGCCCCCAAGCCGACGCCCGCCCAUCCUGCAUCCGCCAAUCCCGGCUCUGCAAGAAGAGUCCUUUCCAGGCGCUCGCAGCGGCAGAUAAACGCAGGCGGAAGGCGGCUGGUGGCCGGCUCCAUUCCCAGUCCACAGCCCAAUCCCCAUCCGAUCCAGCAGAAGCAGCAGGCGCCCAGCAAGAAGCCACCCGUCAAGAAGAAGUUCAUGGCCCCCCGGCACCACAAGAAGACGCUGCCACUCCUCCAGAGGACCUACGAGAAGCCCUGGCUGGUGCGGCGGCGCAGGAAGCGCCUCUCCGGGGGCUACCAGAAGACCAAGCCGGCCACCGGGAAGGCCGAGACCGUUGCCUCCGUCUCCGUGGCCGAAAAGGAGCCCGAGCGGUUGGACAAGAUCAGCGUGGAGUGGGUGGAGAAGAACUCGGAGAAGGAGGAGAAGAGCGAGCACUCGGUCAGGAGCAAGGAGGAGCCCAAGGUCCAACGACCCUCGGGCCGGCGACAGAUGCAGUCCCACGUGGGCCGGCAGAUGCGGAACGUGAACUUCCCCUGGUACACCCCGUACCAGUUCCAGGGGGCGGCCGGCGCCACCAGGCACCCCAACAUGGAGGCCGGAAUGUCCGCCCACCGGCUUAGCCUGCAGAGGAGCCACCUCCUGAACACCCGCCGGAACAUGUCUGCCACGCCCAUUCCGCCGCUGAAGCGGAAGCAGAACUUCACGACGCGGCAGCGCCACCACCGCAGGAUGCAGGAGCGGUUCCUGCGAGACCUGCAGCGGGAGGAGGCCAUCGACGAGCCGCAGAGCAACGGCUCGGGCAUGUUCCGGCGGCGGAGGGUGUGGCAGCAGCAGCAGGAGCCGCAGGACGCGGGCGGGAACAGUGCCCCGACGAAGAGCAAGGCGGCGUCGCCGGAUCGGAAGUCUCUGGAGCGUGUGAGCUCGCGAACGAAGCGGUUCCGCCAGCCCGCCGCCUCCGGUGAAAGGAUCUCGCCUGCCCGGGUCACGGGAGGAGGGGUGGGAGGAGCUGGCGGAACAGUGGGAGCUGCAGCAGGUCCUGCGGCCAGUGCAUCCUCCGCUCCCAGCCCCCGCCGCCGCCGCCGCAGGAACCGCUACGUGCCCGUGGGCAGCAGCCUGGGCAGCAUCGCCGGCCUGGGGGCAGGACAGCCGCAGGACUCGAAGCACUCCCUGACGCCGGCCAAGCGCCACCUGACGAUCGCCUUCAUGAACAAGCGGGAUGAGCGGGGCCACCACCGCCAGGCAACCCAGCACUGGAAGUAGUCCCGCCCCGGCCUCCACCGCCAGCACCACCGAGGCCCCCGAUCUGCCCCCCACCCCCGACAGGUCGCCUCGCGGAGCGCCAGCCUCUCCCCCCAGGGCCCCUUUUCCAUGUUUUUUGGAGAGACUAUGUAUUCUGUUCGUUUGUUGGAGCUCAAUAAAUUAUCAAGUUAUCGUGGUGA